Nicotiana tabacum (common tobacco) is the source of this 1339-nucleotide messenger RNA. Lineage: Eukaryota; Viridiplantae; Streptophyta; Magnoliopsida; Solanales; Solanaceae. The record is from RefSeq and is a predicted model, not a curated record.
UCAACUUAAAAUCUCUUCUUCACACAAAUCACGCACGCACACUCUAUAACACAGAGAAUGGCUGCUAAUAGUUCUGCGUCUACGGAUGUGGAGAACAGAGAAUGGUACGUUGCUAGUUAUGCACCGACGGGUGUUCCCAAUUCUGAGCAUCUUAAGCUACGUACUGUGAGUUUAUCACUAAGAGCUGAUUCCAUUCCAGAUGGACACGUGACAUUCCAAGUCCUCUAUGUCUCCAUUGAUCCAUAUGUACGCACUCAAUUGAGUGGUCUAGAUGAUGGCCUCUCUUUUCCUCAGAUUCCACUUGGCCAGGUGAUAACAGCGUUGGGAAUGGGGAAGGUAAUUCAAUCUAAGGACGCCAAGUUUUCAGAAGGAGAUAUAGUACUUAGUCGUAUUUGCCCUGUUUCAGAAUUUGGUGUUAUGCCCUCAAAUUUGCUUCAGAAGAUUACUCCUGCAAUUGGGAUUGCGUUGCCCAAUUAUCUUAGUUGCUUAGGAAUGCCUGGUAUAACUGCGUGGGUGGGCAUAGGAAAAAUAGGAAAUGCUAAAGCGGGAUCGAAUGUGUACAUAUCGGCUACAGUGGGAGGAGUUGGAAUUAUAGCUGGACAACUGGCCAAAGUAAAAGGGUGUCGAGUUGUUGGAAGUGUUGGUUCGGAUGAUAAGGUGAAGCUAUUGAAAGAAGAAUGUGGUUACGAUGAUGCUUUUAAUUACCGUGUAGAGACAGAUUAUGAUGCUGCAUUAACCAAAUAUUUCCCAAAUGGGAUUGAUGUUUAUUUUGACAAUGUUGGUGGUAAAAUGCUUGAGGCUGUUCUUAAUCAUGUUAACCACGGAGCUCGUAUUGCACUUUGUGGGAUGAUAUCCGAGUAUAACAAGGUUUGGACAGAAAGAGAAGGGGUUCGGAACCUAUUGAACAUGGUGGGUAAAGAAGUUAUGAUGAAAGGGUUUAUGGUGAGUUCAUAUUAUAACCACUUUGAGGAAUUCAUAAAAGAGAUGGGAGUUUACUUGAAAGAGGGCAAAAUAAACUCCAUACACAAAAUCUACAAUGGUAUUGAGAGCUUUUUGGAGAGUUUAGCAUCUCUAUUUUCUAGCUCCAAUGUUGGAAAAGUAAUUCUUCAACUAACUCCUUAAACUACUUCUCCCUAUGCCCUUCCUAUUAUCUUUGGAAUAAAUAUGUGUUUAUUUAUGCUUGUUAGCUAUGUUUGUUCUUAUGAGGAAAUUGUUACAAUCCAUCUGUACGAGCAGGGGCGGAUUUAUAGCUUAGACUAUGGGACAUGUGAACUCAUAAUCUCUCUAUCCAACUAGAUAUUUUUGUAUAUAUUUUUUAUAAUUGGUCUAAUAUUAUCUA